CUACAAUUAUGCCAGCCAGCCAGGUAUGAAAAAUGGAGAAGCGACAAUUGCUGUCUUUCUUCUGACAAUGCAUUUAUGGAAAGAGAGAAAAAGAGAGCAGAUUCUCCUGAAAGAAAGAUGCAGAGAAGUAUUUUAUAUAUAUAUAAAAAUCUCAUAAACCUACUUUAACAAUGACGCCUCCGUUGCAAAUAUGUCUUCAAUGAUACAAAGUGGUCCCCCUCCUCCAUGAAUUAUGCCAUUUCAAGACAGUAGCUGUAAUUCCAGAGUUAUCAUCCCUGCUGGGCUACAACACUGUUUUAUUGUCAGAUUGUAUUAUCAUACAAUGCAUAAAUACCGCAAGCCUGAAGCCAAAAAUGUGGCUGUUAUUACAAAACCAUAUAGAAACUUCAACCUCUCUCAUCUGUAGUCAUGUCCAUCUCUCCUCUUUGCUUUUUCCAAUUUUCCUUCGUGGCAGUAGCUUAAUGGUAGAGCAUCUGCUUCGCAUGCAGAAAGUCCCGGGUGAAAUCUCCAGCAUCCCCUUUAAGGCUUGGAGACACUCCUGUCUGAAACCUUGGACAGCCGCCAUGGUUAGUGUACACUGGGGUGGCCAACUCCCAAGAGACUGCAAUCUACUCACAGAAUUAAAAACUGGCAGUGAUCUACCCCCUUUUAGGGGGUUCAGGUCAAAGUUGUUGAGCUUUUUUGGGGAGAGGAAAGCCCCAGUUUUCGGGGGUUGAAGCCUAAGCUCUAGGGAGAAAGGGAAACAGCCACUCACCAACAGAUCACUGGGGAAACAAACAGCCUCACUGAGUAAACUCCAUCUUCUAUUCUGCAGAUCGUGCAACAAUGGAGAUUGGGGCAAGGGGGCGGGGCAGGAUUCUAUUUCACCAACCCGGGACCACAUAACACCAGUCCUGAGAGAUCUGCAUUGGCUCCCAGUACGUUUCCGAGCACAAUUCAAAGUGUUGGUGCUGACCUUUAAAGCUCUAAACGGCCUUGGCCCAGUAUACCUGAAGAAGCGUCUCCACCCCCAUUGUUCAGCCUGAGAUCCACUGAGAUCCAGCGCCGAGGGCCUUCUGGCGGUUCCCUCUUUGCGAGAAGUGAGGUUACAGGGAACCAGACAGAUGGCCUUCUCGGUAGUGGCGCCCGCCCUGUGGAAUGCCCUCCCUUCAGAUGUGAAGGAAAUAGGCAGCUAUCUUCUCUUUAAAGGACAUCUGAAGGCAGCCCUGUUUAGGGAAGUCUUUAAUAUUUAAUGCUGUAUUGUUUUUAACACUUGAUUGGAAGCCGCCCAGAGUGGCUGGGGAAACUCAGCCAGAUGGGCGGGGUAUAAAUAAUAAAUUAUUAUUAUUACUACUACUAAGAAAAGGGACCCAGCGAUCAACCAUGAUCUACCAAAACCUUCCAGGGAUCUACCAGUAGAUCGUGAUCGACCUGUUGGACAUCCCUGGUGUAGACAAUACUGAAUGGGCUGGCUUCCUAUGUUCCAACUCCUUUCCCCUCAUUUGUGGAGCCUCCCUCUCUCUUCCACCUCUUUUUUUUUUUUCCUUUUUAGCUAUUCCUGCUUCCCUUGACCUGCAGCCUGGUCUGGCCUCUGCUUUCAUCUUUUGGAGGUCCAUGCUCCUUCUGUCCCUCCCUAGAUAAUGCAUUAUUGGUGUUAGGCUGAGGAAGGCUGCUUUACUUAUGCAUAAGGUUUCCAAUAGAGGGGUGGGAACACUGGUUGGCCAAGGGUCCCUUCCCCAUGUAAGAAGCCCAGUGCAUGAAUAAGACAAGCCCCCAUUAGACUAAUAAUGAUUACAUUAACUUGGUGUCAUCGGAGCCAACUUCUAGGGACCCCGUAACAAAAUAUUUGAAUGGGGCAGAUAUCUCUAGAGUUGAUGGGCAUUGCAGGGGGAUGUAUUAAUUGAGAGGUCUAAGUAAGUAUACUUACACAGUAUGUUAUAUUUUAGUCCAGGGUGUCCCAGAAUUCGGCCUCCAGUUGUUUAUGGACCACAAUUCCCACCAUCCCUGACCACUGGUCCUGCUAGCUAGGGAUGAUGGGAGUUGUAGUCUAAAAACUGCUGGAGUCCGAAGUUUUGGAAACCCUGUUCUAAUCCCUCCCCACUAUCUAAGAGUACCUGUAAACCAUUGGUAUUUUGUGGGAGGGAUUUACAUGCAUCCUCGGAAAUUUAAGUUUGCACAAUUAGAGCAACUUGGGAUAGUUCAGUUGGUUCUUAAUCUCAGGGUUCAAGCCCCAUGUUGGGUGAAAAAUUCCUGCAUUGCAGGGGGUUGGACUAGAUGACCCUUGUGGUCCCUUAGAACUCUACAAUUCUAUGAAUCUAAAAUGCUGGACUAUGAUGAUGAUGAUGGAUUAAAGUACUUGGUCAUCCUAAUGCAACAAAUCCAGUUUUAAAAAGAAGCAGACUUUUUAUGGUUAGGAAAAUUACUGAAAAGUGUGGCAUGAACCCAUCAAGAUGAAUGCAGGACCAACCCUCCUUGUUGUAUAACUUCCCUGAAACCAAAUCACUAUGAGUGCCCACUAAAGACUGAAUUUGAUCUAAUCCCCCUGCAAGCAAAUCAGGAUUAAUGUGCAAUAAAUAGGUAAUUGGAAGGAACCUUAAAAGUUUUGCAAAAGCUGGGACUAAUGCCAUGCUUUGGAAGAAGGUAGAGAGAGUUGCAGGCUUGCAUCCUCAAAAACAUUUGGGACCUCACUACAGAGAUAAUUUAACUGGCCUGUACCUCCAAUUCUGUUUUCAUAUCAUACAAGAGGUGCUCUGAUAAAGAAGAAGGUGGGAGACUAAUUUAUUCACACAAAAUUUAAAAUCUUUUCUGUAAUAUUUUUCCAUAAUCCAAUAGAUGAAAAGGAUUUGCACAUCAUAAGACUCGCCUGCAUAAUAUGCCAUGUGAACAAUAAAUAUGGCAGCCGUCAACAAAUGUUUAUAAAGAACGAAACAAGAUGUGCCCAAUUUUUGGUCCACCAAAGUUUACAGCAUUCUUUUAAGUGUGGCUCCAAAGUACUAUUUUGGGAAAGAAUAAGACAAAGCAUAUGUUUAAGAAUGCUGUGUUUUGAAAAGCUGGCAUCCCAUACAAAUGGUUUGACAUUUUUUUCUAUAGAUAGCUUUCCUCCACAUGGUGGUGAUGAGUGGCUGUAGACCUCACUAAAUUAGCAAUUAUGGGUUCCAAAAUGAGUCUCUUCAGAACUUCAUAGGCAGUGAUUAAAAAAAGAAGAAAACUUGCUGCCAUGCAGGUUCAACUGAGCAUUCCUCACCCCACCACAGAAACAAAUUUCACCCAUUUAUAUUGAGAUUUAUUUAUUUAUUAACCCACCCACCCCUACAGUGGUCAUUUUAAUCUGACAAUGAAACAUGCAGCUGUACUUCAAAAAAAAUAAUCUCCAAACAAGCAGCUUUCAGCCAGACAAGCAAAUAUAAUUUCAGAAUCAUAUCUCUGUCCUAGAAAACUCUGAGUAGAAUAAUCUUGAAGAGUUUUGUUCAGAUGAGAUUAGAAUAAUUCCACCAUCCCCAGAACCUGAAGCCAUUUUUAUAAACCGGCUCUGCACUUCGCAGAUGUGAUAUGCUUAAUUAAGAAAUCGUAGGCAGGCAAAACUGAUAAGGAGGUUAGUUCCAACAUUGCUCUUGGUGUUAUAUAAAGCUGAUGCUGGUCAAUCAUAAGUGUUUCACUCAGCCAAUAUGUUAGUUUUUGCAAGAGAAAAUCUAAACAGGUUGGAUCUAGUCUAAAUGAGCAUGCUUUGGUCCGAUUGAAAUCAAUGAGACUUAAUGCAAUUGUAAUCCUAAUGACUUCUUAAUAUGCUGGAAUUGGUUUAUUUACAGGAAUAAACUUAUUCUUUAUUCACAGGAAGCAGGGGAGGAGACCGCACUGCUG
Molecule: messenger RNA, 3837 nt
Organism: Podarcis lilfordi (Lilford's wall lizard)
Lineage: Eukaryota; Metazoa; Chordata; Lepidosauria; Squamata; Lacertidae
Source: the annotation of a GenBank genome assembly